UUCAUUGACAACUAGAAAGCCCUCACCAUGUGCUGGAAUCGCUUAGUUUGGUGCUGUAUUGUAAUUUGUGUGAAGGAGGCAGUUGCGUUAGGCCACCCGUCAGCAGUUUCCAGUUUUCGCGCGGUCGGUGAAAAGUGUGAAUCCGGAAAGCGUCAGGGUUGCGGUGAUUGUCGCACGGUGAACAUUUGUAGCUAUGAUCAAACUGUUCUUACCAGCUACAAAUGUCAAGAUGUGGAACCCGAUAAACCUUACUGCACCGGAAACGGUAUCUGUGCGGCGGAGUAUGAGUCAGAGAGUGCGUGCGCGAUGGCGGACGAUCUUUGUCCCUUGACGAAGGCAGGAUUUUAUCCUGAUCCUGCCAACUGUACCCAGUACAUUUACUGCGAUGAGAAGCAGGUGGCUACGCCCGUGAGUUGUCUGGCAGCGAACAAUGCCUACAAUCAUUCGUCCUCGUCAUGCUUUCUGCGAAAAACGUUGGACGACUGCUACCAAGUGAACUGUGAUUUGCCGCUGAAUCGCAACAAAUGGUUCGUCUAUAAACCGUUUCCUCAGCUGUACUUCUUUUGCUCGAACAGUGGGUUCCCGGUGAUGUUCGAAUGCCCAACCGAGCUAGAGGUGUACGAUGUGAAGCUGCAACGGUGCAAGUUUGAGUGCCGAGAAAGUGGCCGCUUCCCGUAUCCGGGAGAUAACAAAAAGUACUACGAAUGUGUUUACGUCACACCUUUCAAGCUGGAAUUAUUCGAGCAACGGUGCCCUUUGCAGCUGACGUACGAUGAAGAGCGGAGGACCUGCAAAGCGUGAAAAAUGACUAAAUUAUCCAGUGUUUUGGAACCUAGUACUGUGAACAGAAAACCGAACGUUGUUUCAAUAAAGUGAACGUGGUUGAUACGUCGAACGUCUUUUUAUAUUUA
Molecule: messenger RNA, 911 nt
Organism: Anopheles stephensi (Asian malaria mosquito)
Lineage: Eukaryota; Metazoa; Arthropoda; Insecta; Diptera; Culicidae
Exons: 4
Coding region: 28-801 (257 amino acids)
Cellular component (GO): extracellular region
Molecular function (GO): chitin binding
Source: RefSeq, a predicted model, not a curated record